This is a messenger RNA of Anopheles darlingi, 803 nucleotides long. RefSeq lists its product as uncharacterized. The transcript has 2 exons. The record is from RefSeq and is a predicted model, not a curated record. NCBI's taxonomy places the organism in Eukaryota, Metazoa, Arthropoda, Insecta, Diptera, Culicidae. The coding region runs from base 146 to 610 and encodes 154 amino acids.
UUUUAUUGAACAGAUGAAAAAAAGCAGAAAAAGUGUCAUCAUCGUUACACAACCCGAGCACCGCCGUGUUUUUCUCGUCCGUGCAGUGUUCCGAUCCGGUCCGUUUGCCGUUUAAUUAUUAGCCCGGGAGCCCGAAUACCGUACGAUGACCGACGCUAGUCUGCCCGUCGUUGGAGGUCUGCGUCUGCGGCCUCUGACGAAGGAAAACAUCCUCUACUACUACUUCCCGUUAAAGGGAAUGGUCAGCUAUGCCGCUCUGUCGGUCAACGUUAUGAACCCUUCCAUUGCGAUCAGGUUGCUGCCCAAGCGUGAUGUUACCAACUUCCUCCUGAUCCACACCAUCUUCGGCACAACGCUGUUUCUGUUCAGCCGGCCGCACCUGAAAGGAGUCUCCACGAACAAGCGGUUGGCGUUCAGCGUUUGUGGAUCCGUGCUGUUCAGCUUCGGUUCCGUGCUGGUGUGGGCUGUUCUGCGGUCGGCUAUCCCACGCAAUCAGGGUCUAGCGACAGCACUAGGCCUUUCGUCGGGGGUACUGAUCGCCAAGCUGGCCUACGAUUACCUUGAGACCAACGAUAGCAAUUGUGCGGGAACGGUUGCAAAGAAAAACUGAAACAAAACAGCAAUCGUCCGGCCGGCCACCGGCCUCCCGGAUUGUCCUAAAACCCGCAAUUUGGCGAACACGUUCAGUAAGUUUCAAGGGACCGUCUACAAAAGGUGCGACUUUACACCAUGAAAUUUGUGGUGGGAGGAUGCUAGUUUUACCAUCGAAUGUCGUUAAAUACACCAACAUUUAUGCUUAUACG